AGGAAACUGAAGACCUGCUCUGUUGGAGCGCGACUUCGGCUUGCGCUUAGCCUUGUCAGAACCUUUGCCUCGGGACGACAUCACUUGAUGCGAUACAAAAUACCAGCGACAACUUAUUAUAUAGACGUUUCAGCUCAAAUUUACUUUCAUUCGUAACAUGGCUCCUAAAGCUUCUUCAAAGAAGCCUCCCAAGUCGAAAGCAGAGAAGAUCGCUACUCCGACUCCAAGUGCCGUUCCAGUUGAGAAGAAAAAGAGCAAAGUAAAAAGGAAGAGAGAGAGCUUUGGUUUUUUCAUCCAUAAGGUGCUGAAGCAAGUUCAUCCUGAUACAGGAAUAUCCUCGAAAUCGAUGAUCAUCAUGAACAGCUUCGUUAACGAUAUCUUCGAGCGCAUCGCUACUGAAGCUUCUCGUCUGAUUUCAUGCAACAACAAGUCUACCAUCACGUCUCGGGAAAUUCAAACCGCUGUUCGUCUGCUACUUCCUGGCGAAAUCGCUAAACAUGCUGUGAGCGAGGGUACCAAAGCAGUAACUAAAUACACCAGCUCUAAGUAGAUUACAUUCCAUUGAAAACAAUCGGCCCUUUUUAGGGCCACCAAAUCUUAUGAACGUAUGAACGAAUAUUCAAUCUUCGUCCGCAGCCUUACAAUAGUAAUUCUUCAGUUUCUGAAUAAAUUUUAUUAAUUUUA
Molecule: messenger RNA, 684 nt
Organism: Nasonia vitripennis (jewel wasp)
Lineage: Eukaryota; Metazoa; Arthropoda; Insecta; Hymenoptera; Pteromalidae
Product: late histone H2B.L4-like
Exons: 2
Coding region: 158-550 (130 amino acids)
Cellular component (GO): nucleosome
Molecular function (GO): protein heterodimerization activity; DNA binding; structural constituent of chromatin
Source: RefSeq, a predicted model, not a curated record